CCCCCGUAUUUAUGGGUUAGCAGAAGCGAAGACUCCCCAGAUCCCGUCGAUGGUAAAUUAAAUUCUAGACGAAAUGUCAAAUCAUCCUGGGCCGUCGGUCGUGAUCGGUUCGCUGUCCGUGCUGAGUUCCUAGUCGGAUUCGGCUGGUUUUUUCCAUGAUUUUCUACCGUCGGCGGCCCUCUGGAAAAUCCGACUGACGACCGCCUCUCUGGAACGCCAGGGGCCGAUUUUCCCCUUUUCCACGUCGUCCCGUUUUCACGUUUUCCGAGGGAAGAGGGACGCCCGUGAAACUGUGGCUUCCAUCCUCUACGCCCUGUUUAGGAAGAUGUCGAAAGGUUCGGAGGAGGCAAAGAAGGGCCAGGCGACGGACAACAAGAAGCCCGGAGGCUAUCAUUCAGAUUCGUCUUGUUCUCCUAUGUUGCAGGACGCUAGUGGGGAGAGCCUGAGCCUGUCGCAAGAGUCUACAACCGAAGUUGUCACAACAAGGCAAAACCUCCCCACCAGCAAUCAGAAGAGAGUGAAUAGAAGGAGCUCGGAAUGGGAGAUAAUCGAGGGUUUGAGAGAUGGACAGAGGUACGAGACGAAACCUGAUGUCUUCACCGGUUACCUGCACAAGAAGCGAAAAUGGCCCCUUAAAGGUUGGCACAAGAGGUAUUUUGUCUUGGAUACGGGUUUAUUGAAAUAUGGGAAAAGCCCUAAUGAUGUUUCGAGGGGAAAGAUACACGGGUCAGUGGACAUAGCACUCUCGGUUAUAUCGACUAAAUCGAAACGUAAACGUAUUGACAUCGAUGCGGAAGAGUUCAUUUAUCAUCUGAAAGCCAAGCAGUACGACAUAUUUGAAGACUGGGUCGAACAACUAAAAAGACAUCGGCUUUAUCGGCAACACUUGCUUAACUUUGGGGCUAGCGUGCCCUCAAAGGACGUCGGCCCCAAUAAGCUUCCUCUCUCUCGCAAGCUCGCUUCUGAUGGUGGUUCUCCCCCUCUCCGUCUGCAAUGGGUCAUGGAUAGCGGCCCACUGCAAGUCGCAGUCACUGAGCUCAAUCACACUCAGCAAGCACUCAGUCAACUUGGUCGCAUACUGGAACAGCUGGAACUUUCAAGCACAGAACCUGAGAAUGCAAAUGACGGUUUUUCACCAAAUGUGAAAAAGGACAGGAAGAAGUUCGGCUUAAGAAAGAAGAAGUCAAACAAGGGCAGUUCUGUCGAUUUGACGGUGACGACGAAAGAUGUUGAAAAUAACCUCACUGCUCAAAUUAUGAGCUCGCCUACUCCUAUCCGGCCAUCAUCGCUCACGACUGAGCAUCAUAUUCCUUACUCCUCAAGUGGACUUCUAGACAUAAACCUCGCAUCGGACUUUGUCGUCCUUGCAAAGGACGUUUACACUUCGCUCAAGUCUAUAACAUAUACUAUUCACACCGAAAAAGAUCGGUUUAAAGGUUCGCCUGACGAUAGGAUAAAAUCUGCUCUUGCCGUAGCACUCAAACAGAACAAUGAACUCCGAACACGACUGGGCAGCAUCAGCAGGACUUCUGACAUAGCAGAUCUUCCAGAACCAUUUACUUUAAACCAUUUUCAGGAGGUAUGGGACUUUCAGACAAGAAUUCUGCAUUCUUCACUUUCAAGGAACUCGUGCGCUUCAGAGUUCUACGAUGCUGAAGAAGGUGAUGCAUCUGAUCUUCCUGAGACUGGAGCGACAUCCGACGCAUCUUCCAUUGCAGGUUCAUCUGAAGAAGGUGGUUCUGAAUCCUCUGAAGUGUCUGACAUGGCUGACUCAGAAUAUAACAUCACACAAGACACACAAGAUAGUUCAGGCUACAGGUCGAACAACACAAAUCUUACUGGAAGGCGCAACAAGUUGCCGGCACCGUCUCCAGACUCACAAGGGCUUUCACUCUGGCAGCUCCUAUCUAAGAACAUAGGAAAGGAUCUCUCUCAAGUCUCGAUGCCUGUUGGGUUGAGUCAUCCACUCAGUGUGCUUCAGAGGUUAUGUGAAGAUCUCGAGUACUCGGAACUUCUCGAUAAAGCGGCAUCCCUUUCUGACCCAGUGGAGAGAAUGGUACACGUAGCUGCUUUUGCAAUAUCGUCAUACUCGUCUUCAUACCUACGCGCGUCAAAACCUUUCAACCCGCUUCUCGGUGAAACGUAUGAGGCCGUAAGAGAAGAUCGCGGUUUUCGUUUUAUAUCCGAACAGGUCAGCCACCAUCCUCCAAUCAGUGUGUGCCACGCCGAGUCGAAGAACUACACCUUCUGGCAGGAAUUCAGGAUUAAAACCAAGUUUUGGGGGAAGUCAAUGGAAUUCCAGCCUUCGGGCAUCCUCUGCCUCGAAUUAGAACGUCCCGAUGGCGGAAAGAGAGAUUCUUACAAGUGGAAUAAAGUCACUGCUUGCGUCCACAACCUCUUUUCCGAUAAUCGUUGGGUCGAACAAUACGGAACAAUGACGAUUGAAAACAAAAAUCAUAACUGCAUAGUUGAGUUCAUCAGGGCUAGUUAUUUUUCACCCCAGCGAUACGAGCUUCAUGCAAAAAUUAUAGAAAACGCACAGAAAAAAGAAGUGCAGAAAUUAUUCGGAAGGUGGAACGAGGCGCUUUAUGUGGGUGAGAAUGUACCUAGUGCCAGGUGUGUCUGGCGUCCGGGUACAAUGCCACCUGACUACAAUCUCUACUACGGUUUUACAAGAUUUGCGAUAGAGCUCAACGAACUUCAACCCGAUAUGAUCAACGUUCUUCCUUGCACCGAUACCAGGUUUAGGCCGGAUCAAAGACUACUCGAAGAAGGAAAGAUAGAGGAUGCCGAACGUGUGAAACUACAGCUCGAACAGUCUCAACGAGAGCGUCGAAAGAAAUUGGAAAGCGAAGGGCAGGUUUAUGAGCCACGUUGGUUUCGGAAGACGACAAACGAAGACAAGGAGGAAAUAUGGCAAUAUAAGGGAAAUUACUGGGAUCUCAGAAAGAACCCAGGCUUUGUUAAUCUCAAAAUUGAGCCAAUCUGGUAAUAUUAAUACAUUACACAAAAACAAAAAAAGCAAAAAAUAUAUAAACUUACAAAAAAAAUCGUAAACGUUUGAUAAAGCUCUUUCAUUUUUUUUCUUUGCGCUCUCUAUUUCAAGCUCUCACUCUCUCUCUCAUUGAUAUUAUUGUUAUAAUUCCCUAAACAUUUAUUAAUCCAUAAACUUUAUUUAUUUAUAGAACAUUCGGGCUUCUGCUAGUAAUCUCUUGAUAUUAAUUUUCUCACCCGCUUCCCCUUAUUAAGUUGUUAUCGGGUCUGGGCUUAAGAGUCCUUUUAGAGAAUUUAAAGUAUUUACAACCUUUAAAUAAACAAUGACUUAAUUUUUCAUACAAAACGAACACUCAUAGAUAUGAUCAAUUAUGCUUUAAUUAAAUUUUUAAACUAAUUUUUUUAUAGUAGUAACAACGAGUUACACAUGUAUAACAGAACAAGUAAAGUUGUAAAUGUUGCCCAUUGUCCCAAGGCACUACUGGUAAGGCAUUUAAAAAAAUUAUGAAUUUUUUAUGGUACAUGUAUACUUCUUAUGAUAUAGCAUACUUUUUAUUUAAUUACACUUGCAGCUUCAAGCCAUCAGAAAUUAGAAUAUUAAUUGUUAAUUUUAUUAUUUUAAGUAUAAAAAAGUGUUUACCCUUCAUGCAUUUUGCUGCAAUGUUUUUGAAAUAAUGCAAACUGUGCGUCUUCCUUUGCCACUUUAUGCCUGGGCCCAUUGUAUUUUUUUUGUAAAAUAAUUUUUAUACAUUAAUUAAUUUUUAAAUUUUAGUUUAUUAGCAUUUUAUGCAAUUCGUCGCCGUUUUUUGCUCCAUGUCCCACCUGCCAAAAAAAAAUCUUCCAAAGAUAAAAAAGAAAAAAAAAAUCAUGCAGUUGAAGGCAAAUUAAAAAUAAAACAAUAGGGGCAACAAUGAAUUAACUUAAAAUGCACUUAGAUAAGAA
Messenger RNA from Cimex lectularius (bed bug), 3936 nucleotides. Its product is annotated as oxysterol-binding protein-related protein 6-like. Lineage: Eukaryota; Metazoa; Arthropoda; Insecta; Hemiptera; Cimicidae. Gene Ontology annotation, cellular component: intracellular membrane-bounded organelle; plasma membrane; cytosol. Bases 326 to 2992 code for a protein of 888 amino acids. The record is from RefSeq and is a predicted model, not a curated record. The transcript is spliced from 11 exons. Gene Ontology annotation, molecular function: cholesterol binding.